CGCUGCCGGACCGGCUGGGCUGCCCCGCACUAAGAUGGCGGCGGCCGGGGCUCGGCGGCGGCGGUUGCUGCGGCUGCUGAUGCAGCUCGGCUCGGUGCUGCUCACGCGCUUCCCCUUCUGGAACUGCCUCAGCGCCCUCAUGCUCUUCGCGGAGCGGGCUGACGCCCGCAGGAAACCUGACAUCCCCGUCCCAUAUCUGUACUUGGACAUGGGGGCAGCGGUGUUGUGUGCCAGCUUCAUGUCCUUUGGGGUGAAGCGCAGGUGGUUUGCACUGGGAGCUGCUCUUCAGCUGGCAGUCAGCACGUACGCGGCGUAUAUCGGGGGCUACGUGCACUACGGUGACUGGCUGAAGGUGAGGAUGUACUCACGAACCAUAGCUAUCAUUGGUGGGUUCCUGAUCUUGGCGAGUGGGGCUGGUGAGAUCUAUCGUCAGAAGCCACGGAGCAGGUCCCUGCAGUCCACCGGGCAGGUCUUCCUCGGCAUCUACCUCAUCUGCGUGGCCUAUUCCCUCCAGCACAGCAAAGAGGAUCGUCUGGCUUACCUCAACCACAUCCUGGGUGGCGAGAUCACCCUGCAGCUACUCUUCAUCCUCUAUGGGGUGCUGGCCCUGUCGUUCCUGUCCGGUUAUUACGUCAGCACGGCCGCCCAGAUCCUCUCGGUGAUCCUGCCCCUGGUCAUCCUGUUCAUUGAUGGGAACCUCGGCUACUGGCAUGACUCCCGGCGCGUCGAGUUCUGGAACCAGAUGAAACUCAUCGGGCAGAACGUUGGUAUCUUCGGGGCUGUCAUCAUCUUGGCCACGGAUGGUUGAGAUGGGAUAAGUGGGGGCGGAUAGGACAGGCCUCGGGGAGGCUCUGCAGUUUGGGGGAGGGGAUGGGAUGGGAUUCGGUUUUUUUAAAAUCACCAUUAUUUAUUCUUUUUUUUACUAUUUUUAAAAAAUUCCUAGUUGAUUUUUCCCAUUGACAGGCUAGGGGGCUCAGCAGCUGCCUCCUUUUCGAGCAUGCUAGUCCUUCAUCGCACUUUCAGAUGUUUUAAGCACAGCCCUAUAGAACCUCACUCUUCUGGCUCUGUGUAGCAGCAGAGGGGAGGGGUCUUCCUGGACAUUGUAGAACAGGGUCAGACUAGCUCAGUGGGUGUGUGAGCAGCGUAAUUCCUCCGCUGAAAGGAGGAGUGGAUCCUGGAAGCUUGGGAGUCCCCCUGGGGAGCCAGAUGAUUGGUUACUGGAAAGAUGCCGACAAUGAACUGAAUGGGGGACUUCAAAGCUGCCCCUUCAUCAUCUGUGGUGAACUCUGCACAUUGGUUGCAAUGUGUGUGGGGGGUGUGUGUGUGUGUGUGUGUGGUGGGUGGGGACGGACAACGGUAAUAAUAAGCUAGCUCUUAUUUAGUGCUUUGCAUCAGUAGAUCUCAAAGCUCUUUACAAAGGAGGUCAGGGUCAUCAUCCCCAUUGUACAGAUGGGGAAACCGAGGCACGGAGCGGGGACGUGACUUGCCCAAGAUCACCCAGCAGGCCAAUGUCCAAGCCAGAGUAACCGUCCUCCAUUCGUUACUUAAGCUGGUUCUCACUGUGCUUCUAACUACUGCCUGUGGAAUUUCAUGGGGUUACAAAGAAACCCCGCUCCCCGAAAGGAUGCAGUGCUGCGGAGAGGAGCGAUUUCAAAGGGGAACAGCCCUCAGUGCUCUUGAGAGGGAGAAGGAAGCUGCUCCGGAGAUGAGAAGGGAAUAAUUUUGCCUCUUGCCCUGCUCCCGCUCUGUGUGCAUCCGUCCAUGCUGCCUCCAGUCCAUCACUGGAGCACGCGUGUGACUCAGUUGUGUAUUGGCUUGUCUCCUGGCACAGCCCCAUGGAGGGAGCAGAUGGACACUGCUUUACACCGGGACAGUCCUGCCUGCCAAAGCCUGGGGGAAUGAACAGCUUCACAGAGGGGAGCUGCUACCCAUCCCCCUAAGAGAGGGGGAAUUUCCAGAGUGCUGGGGUGGGGUGACUGAGUGAGGAAGGGAAGCUUGAAAGGGGGGAAAAGUCCAGUUCCCAACCCUCUGAGGAUCCCAUGUCUUACAACCCUGGCCAGUGAUGGUCAGCGUCAGGGACUGGGUGGGAGGCUGCGCUCCAUGUUCUAAGGUGACAUGCUGCCCAGAGACAACUUGCCUUUGCCCCAUAAGGGCCUCCUGCCACCAGGUUGGGUUUGUCUUUGGUUGCGAGGCCAGCUGGCAUGCAGGAUCUCUCUAGCGCUAGUGCCCUGCCCGCCGAAGGAGAGCUCUCAACCACGGUCACUCUCUCAACUGCCUAGAUCAAGCCUUCCACUCUGACCUGCUGUUGCGUCUUCCCUAUUUUCUAAACCACUUUCCCCAUCAUGUACUUCUGAUGAUUAAAUGAGAAAAGGCUUUUAACUCCACCCCUUGUUUUAUUUCUUACCGGACAUUGUCUGGCUUUAAUCAAGCCAGGCAAAACCCCGCCUAUGGUACUUCUCCGUAUCUGAGCACCUCACAAGCUUUACUAUGUUCAUCCCACACACAUUUCUUCCCCCCAGACUCCCCAAUGUCUAUUAACCCCAUGUUACAGAUGGAGAACUGAGACUCAGAGGCCCAGAGUAACCCAGGGUGUCCAUGGCUGUGCAGGGAACAGACCCUGUGUCUUCCGAAUCCAGGCUUGUGCCCUAACUGCUGGGCCAUCCUUCCUGUCUUCCCUCUAAUCAAAGGCACUUGAACAGAGGAAACUUCAGCUGCUUUUCUGCUCCAGAGCCAGGUGGUCAGAUCUUACUUAAGCCACCAACAGAGAUGCUGGCAGGAGAGACGUAUAAGCCAGUAUUUCUUAACCUAACGUUAAAUAAGCAGGCCAACUGUGAGAGGUGUCGGGUGUCAUUGGAGUACCUAGUACCUCCCAGAUACUUAGGGAUUUGUCCUCCACCACCCCUCUGAGGCACAGCAGUGUUGUUAUCCCCAUUGUACAGAUGGGGAACUGAGGCUGAACUGCCUUACCCAAGGUCAUGCAAGAAAUCUGUGGCAGAGCUGGGAACAGAGCCCAGGUCUUGCGUCCUGCUGCCCAGUUCCUCGUACCUGAAUAAUGUCUCCCAUCUUCUGCUUCAUAUGCACACUGCUUUUAGCUUGUGCCUAACCAGUUGAAGCUAUGGUACCUGUACAUUUCCUCUCGGGCUUACUGGGGCUCAGCGUGGGUAGUGCUGGCAUUUUAAGAGUUUAUUGCAGGAUCAUGGCACUUAACCAGACAGGCUCUCCUUUAACCCUGCCACUGGGGAUGCUAGUGCUUAAACAGAUCAUCUCAGACUUACUGCUGCUUUACUGGCUGACUAGCAAGAGUUCACGGUAGAUUCAUGGCAGAUAUCUAGCAAUUUGACAUUGAAAUGUUUCACUGGCAGGGAUGCUGGGGAUGGACGACGAGUAGGUUUGUGAUCAGGGUAAAAUGUUCAAAAGUGCUCAGGGGACUUAGGAACCUGGCUUGUUUUCAAAAGUUGCUCAGGUGCCUAAGUCCCAAUUACAAUAAGACUUCGAUUUCUAAGUCACUUUUGAAAAUGGGCCAUAGGCUGCCAAGUUACUUAGGCCCAGAUUUGGAGAAGUAUUUAGGCAUUGCCAUGCUCAGUGAAACCGAAUUGAUUUAGGAACCUACAUCUCAUUUUCAAAAGGGAUUUAGGUGCCAAAAUCCCAUUGAGAGUCAGUAGGAUUUAGGCUCUUAAAAUGAGCUUUAGGUUCCUAAAUCAGUUAGGUGUCGCAAUGCCAAGUGCAUCAACGCCUAAAGACUUUUACAAAUGUGGGACUUUGUCACUUCUGACAACUUUACCCCGUUUACGUGUGGGGUUUUCAAAGGCACUAGCUGGAAUUUCACUGGCGGUUUGGUGUCUGUGUCCCUUUGGCCGCUCUGAAGUUCCCAGCUGACAUUUGUCGAUCAGUUCUGGUGCACAGUAGCCUUAUGCACUGGUUAAGGAGAAAGCAGUAAGAUCCUAAUGUCACACUGUUGGGAUAGCUAAAGAAAGGCGAGACACCUUGAAAAAGCCAAAACCACAUUGAAAGUUGACGUUUUCCAGCUACUCUUGUCUGUUUUCUGCUGUACACAUUGUGAGUAGAACUCCACUGCCAGGCUGUUGGCUCCUAUAAAUACAAGCUUGUGUGUGACUCUCCUACUUGCUGUUCCACAGGAUUGUAAGGAAAGAUGUCGCUGCUCUUUUUACACGCUCAUUAAUGGUCCCAUUUUAUAGGUCGGGAAAGUGAGGCACAGAGAGGGAAAGUGACUUUGCCGAGGUCCCACAGUGAGUCAGUGGCAGAGGUGAGACUUGAACCCAAGAGUCCUGACCCCCUCGGGCAAGAGUCUGCACAACACAGGCUUCAGUAGCACUUUAUUAGGGAAAAGCUGGGUGCUGAAUUGGCGAAGGGGGUUCUUUGUGCCAAUCAUUCCUCUGGGUGCA
Molecule: messenger RNA, 4403 nt
Organism: Mauremys mutica (yellowpond turtle)
Lineage: Eukaryota; Metazoa; Chordata; Testudines; Geoemydidae
Gene: TMEM101
Product: transmembrane protein 101
Exons: 4
Coding region: 35-808 (257 amino acids)
Biological process (GO): positive regulation of canonical NF-kappaB signal transduction
Source: RefSeq, a predicted model, not a curated record